Messenger RNA from Hyla sarda, 1895 nucleotides. RefSeq names its product MYC target 1 (gene MYCT1). The transcript has 2 exons. The record is from RefSeq and is a predicted model, not a curated record. Bases 111 to 731 code for a protein of 206 amino acids. Gene Ontology annotation, cellular component: nucleoplasm. NCBI's taxonomy places the organism in Eukaryota, Metazoa, Chordata, Amphibia, Anura, Hylidae.
UGCACCAGGGAUGUAGUCUAAUUCACUCAGUCUGCCACUGAAACGUAUUCACUUUCCCAGUCUUUGUAUGACUGAACUGGACCUACCUGUCAUAGAUUCCUACAUUGAAUAUGGGUAACAUAACAGUUCAUCAGAACUUUACAUGUUAUGCGGAGCCAAAGAACAUGACAUGCUUUUCAACACUGCCAGAAAAUUUUGUUGGUGGAGUAAUACUAUCAUUUACAGUCUCCAUUGCCAUUGGAUUGAUAAUUGGAGGCAUAAUAUGGAUUCUACUCACAUGCCUGUCCCGCCGUCGUGCCAGUGCAGCUAUUUCCCCAAGAAUGACCAGCUCAUCAAGUCGUCGUCCUAGAACUUCUUCUCAAAACCAUGCAUUGAACAGAUCUGGGUUUUAUCGCAACAGUACUUGUGAACGUAGAAGCAACCUCAGCUUAGCCAGCCUGACUUUUCAACGGCAGACUUCCCAAGAGCAGCCUGAUCCAUUCACAAGAAAAAAUAGCUUUAGAGCAUCCACUUUUCAUCCAUUCUUGCAAUCUCCUCCACUUGCAGUUGAAGCUGAGAGUCAACUUGUCACUCUACCUCGGGCCAACAGCACGUCACCAACAACUAGCCCCACUGGCAACUUUGGCCGUCCAGACUUUCACUGGUCUAGUAACAGCCUACGUCUUGGCCACUCAACUCACACACCUCCUCCAGCCUAUGAGAGUAUCAUCAAAGCUUUUCCUGAUCCUUGAAAACUGUUGGGUUGAGCAGUUACUGUAAAGGAAUUUGGGAAACAGUAUACUCGCACAGAAGAACUCUUAUUUCCCUAGAGUUCAGUACACUAAUAGUUCAAAGCCAAGUAUACCAAAUUGUACAAAAAAGUUUGGUUGGUUUUAUAAGCCAAUGUUGGGUCAAUAUUUGACUCAUUCUAUAAAUUGGGCAGUGUAAAUCUACUAUGUACAUGGACACUGAAUAACCAAUAUAUUACUUGCAGCUGCUUAUUUGAGUGGUUUUGUUUCUUCACAUAACUAUUUGUAUCACAUACUCUAAGUCUUAACUUUUUAUUUUAUAUUUCUUCAUGCAUAUCAAACACUGUUUUUGUUGCUAAAUUUGUUUGAUUUUCACAUUUCCAUGUUAUUUUUGCUAGAAAUGUUUAAAUGUACGCAUUAUAUUUUAUUUUUAUAAUACUUUAGAAGGCCUUUACAUCUAUUUGCAAAAUUUUUCUUCAUUUAAUAUACAACCGCUGGCAAAACCUAUGAUAUCCACAUACUAAGAGGAUGGUCACCCAGCUUUUUAAUUUCUUUACAAACACACAAAUCAUAAAUAUGACAAAAAACAAUGUUUGUUUAAUACCCGGACAUUCUGGCUUUCUGAACUUUCUCCAAAUGAAGAAAAAAAUGUUUUAUUCAAAUUAAUGACAUAUAAUUUUUUUAGAUCAAGCAGAGAAAAAAAAUCACUACAACCCCACAUUAGUGGUGAUAUGCAAUAGUUUUCUUCAGGCAUCAUUUUUAUAUAUUUCAUUAGAAUGACACGAGACAAAAGUUGCAGCAUGAUGUCCUUGGCAGAUUUAUGAUUUAUCACUGAAUACUACUUUCAUCCAUUCCUCCACACUCCUUGAUUGUUUCUCUUUAGCCCAGUGUAACAUGUUUUUUUCUGUUCAGGUGCUAGUGCUAGUUUAUGUUUGACUUUUCUAUAUGUACCGUAUAUACUCGAGUAUAAGCCGACCCGAGUAUAAGCCGAGACCCCUAAUUUCAACCCAAAAUCCCAGGAAAAGUUAUUGACUCGAGUAUAAGCCUAGGGUGGGAAAUACCUCAUCCCCCCUGUCAUCAUCCAGACCCGUCAUUAACAUCCUCAUCAUCAUCCCCUUGUCAUCAUCCCACACAUCCCCCCUUCAUCAUCCCCUUAUCAUCCCACAC